Perkinsus marinus ATCC 50983 is the source of this 1239-nucleotide messenger RNA. RefSeq lists its product as hypothetical. The record is from RefSeq and is a predicted model, not a curated record. The coding region runs from base 1 to 1239 and encodes 412 amino acids. The transcript has 5 exons. Lineage: Eukaryota; Perkinsozoa; Perkinsida; Perkinsidae.
AUGGCCGAGUCUUCUUCCAUCGCGCCUUUACCUAACCUUUCGAAUCUCUGGGGACCCUCCCUUGACGAAGAGGGCGACCAGCAGGCUGUGGCACCUAUCGAGACCCUAGGUCCGAUAUCCGUUGACGAGCACUCGCCAAACUAUGGUGCCGGAGAGGAACCCCUAAGGGAGGCGGCCUCUGCCGAGGGCGAUGCCCGGGAAGUUGCUCAAUACAAUGAGGAGGUCACUGCCGUACAGGAAGGAUCAGAAACCCUUAUGACCGAGUCAAGGCCUUCUAAGGAUGUCAGUCCAGUGGCCGUACAGGAAGGAUCAGCAACCCUUAUGACCGAGUCAGGGCCUUCUAAGGAUGGCAGUCCAGUGGCCGUACAGGAAGGAUCAGCAACCCUUAUGACCGAGUCAGGGCCUUCUAAGGAUGGCAGUCCAGUGGCCGUACAGGAAGGAUCAGCAACCCUUAUGACCGAGUCAGGGCCUUCUAAGGAUGUCAGUCCAGUGGCCGUACAGGAAGGAUCAGCAACCCUUAUGACCGAGUCAGGGCCUUCUAAGGAUGGCAGUCCAGUGGCCGUACAGGAAGGAUCAGCAACCCUUAUGACCGAGUCAGGGCCUUCUAAGGAUGGCAGUCCAGUGGCCGUACAGGAAGGAUCAGCAACUUUACACCAUCCGACGAUACCCAAGGUUAAUAUACAGGGGCUGUCAGCAUCCCCUGCAAUCAACAGGGGCACUUCUCUUUCGUUGGUUUCGCCGUCGAACCCACUAGAAGCGACUAGCAGCUACACCAUGCAUUCAACUUCCCAGUACGAACGGCUCUCUGGUGCUACUCACCGAACCAUAGGAGGCCCUGAGGGAGAGGUCUGGGGGGCCAUAGACAUCUCUAGGUCCAACAUAGGCAGAUACAAGACCCAACGCAUCUACUUCUCUAGCCCUCGUGCCUAUACUGGGAAACAGCACCUUAUACGCAAGGAGCACCGAGACGCUGCUAGGCGGAUCUUACAGGCGUACCAGUCGGAGUCUGCUAGGUCUCGGAUGGACGUGAGCCAAUCGAGGAUGAGUUGUCAGAGUCAUGUUGGGGAACGACAAGGCCUCCUAAGGGAGCGUGCCCGUCUUCGAGCACGAGUAUUGGGGCUCACCAGGACUAGGGAUCAGCUGAGGCAUGCACUGAAGACCUCAGUCGAAGUGCUUUGGAGGAAGGAUGCCGAGAUAAAGUCCUUGAGGUCGUUGUUGGAGGAUCAGGCCCCUCCUUAG